Molecule: messenger RNA, 1962 nt
Organism: Penicillium manginii
Lineage: Eukaryota; Fungi; Ascomycota; Eurotiomycetes; Eurotiales; Aspergillaceae
Product: Zn(II)2Cys6 transcription factor domain-containing protein
Exons: 3
Coding region: 1-1962 (653 amino acids)
Biological process (GO): regulation of DNA-templated transcription
Molecular function (GO): DNA-binding transcription factor activity, RNA polymerase II-specific; zinc ion binding
Source: RefSeq, a predicted model, not a curated record
AUGGAGUCCCGACCUCCAUCCGAGCCGUCUAAUAAACGGCCGCGGUCUCCGACCGCCGACCAGUCGCAACAAUCCAAGAUCCAAAAGACCCAAGCGAAUCAUCUGCAGAUCAAUUAUCUUGCGCGCCAAUAUCCCGAUAACCUCCCACUCGUCUCGGUCGACGACAAUAUGCCCGCCAUUGUCCACCUACUCGGCGAGUAUGACGGCGUCUUGCAUCGGCACGAGAGCAUCGCGGGCAAUCUCGGCGCAUGCCCGCUGGGUCCGAUCCUGAUCAAGCGUUUUGAGCGCUUGUUCGAUGGUCCUCCGCGCGUCAGCAAGUCGCAUGGUGGAAAAGAUAGCCCUACCGUGACUUGGUUAGAUGUCGUCGAGUUCGCGAAGAACAAGCCGGAUCAAUUUCUCCUGGAAAACCGCAAUGGCGUGCGCGUCUGCCAAUUCUAUACAAAGCAGUGUCGCGUGGAGAUCAGCGAGGAGGACUAUCCGAUCAUCGAGGAUGAAGAGAAAGAGCUGGGUGCGCUGGAGAUUUUGGAGAAGAAUCUACAGUCUAUUAUUCAGGCUGCCGAUCAAGUGUCGGCUCGAGCCCGUCAGCUGAGCUACCGUUUGAAGAAUCGCCGCACUGCCAUCAUGAGUCGUCGGAAAAACGAUGCCUCGCUACAUUUACAGUCGCAGUCCCAAUCGCAGUCCCAAUCUCAAUCCCAAUCACAAGCUCGCGUGCCCAAUGAGACUUGGCGCGACUCCAAUGGCCACAACUCAGCUAAUGGCAAUGCUCACGCCUCGCCGUCCGGCUUCGUAGCCGUCAAUACGACCCGUCACGAAGCCGAACCGGCCGAGGACAAUCCUUCCCCUUCCCAAUUUAUCUUCUCACAUGGAACCACCGACAACGUGACAAUCAUCAAUGGCACUUCAAUCAAAGGCGCCUCGCCUACCACGCGAACUGAACUGAUGAAGAAAUUCUUCACCACGGCUGACCGACAGGCUCGCGGCUUCGAAGAUGCCUCUACUCCCGUCAAUUCUCAGACGCCUCGACCACAACCACAAUCAUCAGACCCGGCCGAUUACAGUUUAUACAAUAAUGCUUCCUCUACCCCGGUGGCCAUUCCAAGCACACCAUCUUCAUUGCUUCCACCACCCAAAACAACACCUCAAGAGAAAGAUGACGGAGGUCCAUACAAACUGGAGAUGGUAGCUCGCAUGGAGGAUCUGCAGCGUGGUGAGCGAGUCUCGCCACCAUGCGAUCGAUGUCGCCGGCUUCACAUGGACUGUUUGAAGAAUUUGACUGCCUGCGUGGGCUGUACCAAGAAACAUGCCAAGUGUUCGUGGAGAGACGUUCAAGAGGGCGAAAUACGAGCCGCCAACUGGACCCUAACCACUCCUCGUGAACCUCGCGAGCCCCGUGAAGAAAUCGAGGAAGGCCGUUUGUCGUCCAUGCCUCCUCACAGCCUGACCUCUCCCCCGAAAUACCCGGUCUCUGCCGAACGUGAACACGAACGUCACACCGAGUCCCCCGCUGGUCUGAGCUAUUCCCAUAGCCGUCGAGAGUCUGCGCCAGGUGCUCCUCAUAUCGGACCCGGCUCGGGGGCAUCAAUUGGACUACCCUCAUCUGAAAAGUCUCCUCGCAGGGCUGUUAGCGAGACCGAGAACAGUGGCCGCUUACAGCAACCUGGCAACUCUCGACGUGCCGAUGACGAAGACCCAGAUGCCAACCAGCGAUUGAUGCAGGCCAUUCUCGACACAGUUGAUCAUCAUGCUCGAGUCGCGGCUGCAGUUCAGGAAAAGGAGCGUGGUGCGGGGGCCGAGCGAGGAGGCGAACCGGUUGGUGAGCGUGUUGAACGGACUGUCGAGCGCCCAGCGGAGAAUCCCAGCUUCAACCAUCAUGAUCGCGAUGCGGAUCGAAGCCGGGAGCAUGACCGUGACCGUGAUCGUGAACGGGAACGGGAACGGGAGCGAUGGAUGUUACAAACCUAG